Messenger RNA from Cuculus canorus (common cuckoo), 2689 nucleotides. RefSeq names its product syndecan 4 (gene SDC4). Gene Ontology annotation, biological process: cell migration. The transcript has 5 exons. The record is from RefSeq and is a predicted model, not a curated record. Bases 95 to 700 code for a protein of 201 amino acids. Lineage: Eukaryota; Metazoa; Chordata; Aves; Cuculiformes; Cuculidae. Gene Ontology annotation, cellular component: membrane; cell surface.
CCCGGCCCUAUAAGGGCGGUGGCGGCGGGGCCGCGCAGGGCCGCGUAGCUGUGUUCUCUUCGCCUGUCCCGUCUCGGUCUACCGCAGCCCGGCCAUGCUGCUGCCCCGCAUCACGCUGCUCCGCGCCGUGCUGCUGCUCGGGCUUGUCCUGCGCGCCGCCGCCGAGUCGGUGAGAGAAACUGAGACCAUGGAUGCCCGAUGGCUUGCCUACCCUGCCUCUGGAGACUUGCCAGACGAUGAGGACAUUGGUGAAUUCAGGCCUCACUUAACUUCUAUUGAUUCCUAUAUAUAUGAGGCGUCUGGGUCUGGAGACUACCCAGACUCUGAAGAUGCCAUUUAUCUGACCACCAUGAGUAGUCCUGUGAUAUCUGAGAACUAUAUCCCAGGAGAUACUGAGAGAAAAAUAGAAGGUGAGACAAAAAACACGAUGCUGGAUAAUGAAAUCAUUGCAGACAAAGCUGAACCUGUCGAAGAGAACCCAUCCAACAAGAUCUCCAUGGCAAGCACAGCCAACAGCAGCAUCUUUGAAAGAACAGAAGUCCUUACAGCUCUCAUUGCAGGAGGGGCAGUGGGCCUCCUGUUUGCUGUCUUCCUGAUCCUCCUCCUAGUCUAUCGCAUGAAGAAAAAGGACGAAGGAAGUUAUGACCUUGGGAAGAAACCAAUCUACAAGAAAGCUCCUACAAAUGAGUUCUAUGCUUAAAGCUCAGUGGCACCUUGUGCCUGUCAAGGGACAAGCAGACUAUGGAAAUGCCGUGCCCUCAGAUGAGACAUGCUGAACAAAUGCUCUUUUUGGAUUGAAUUUCAAAGUGACUUUUGUGAGAAAAAAACAAACCUCCUACAUGACCCUUCCCAUCCCGCUCAGCUAACAAGGGCCCAAUGAAAUACAAAGAGUCUGAAAAAAAACUCUGUAUUUUUUUUUCUAAAGCUAGCUUAAAAAGAAUAAAGAUGCCAAAUUUUCUGCUUGGUUUUAUAGAGGGUAUAUCAACACAAAAUAGACUGUGGAAGCAAACACCGUGUGUUUGCAUCCAGUGUGUCGUGCUCAGAUUGGCCGCUUCUGUGGAAGAUGGCUUUCUGUAUAAGCCUUGCUAAUAGAUGUCUUGCAGCAGGCUGGCAAUGUUUCUGUGGAGAACUAUUUAUGAAUCUCUUACACUGCAGAUAAUGUUGCCUUAUCAGGGAGUAAAGGCUCAUGGAGGCUCAAAAUCCCUGAAUGCCAUAAAAGGCCUAUGGGACUAGGGUCUUCCCAGGAGACUUCAGUCUCUUCCUGUCAGCCCCAGGCACGGGCCAUGAAACCAUGAAAUCAGGACAGCCAGUUUUGUUUGGUUGUGCCGACACCCUUUCCUUGCCUUCAGUCUCUUACCUUUUUUUAAGGAAUGCUUGUAGGAUUUUUUAUAUAUCAAAAUUUUAAAGAAAAUAGCCUGAUGUUUAUAUAAAGUUUGUAGAAAUGGUUUUGAAAUAAUAAAAAAAAAAUCUACUUUUUUAAUUUCCUCAGAUCUAUUUUUUCAAUCCCUUUGUGUUUCCUUUGGCCAGGCACUUCUCUAGAGAUGUUGUUUUAUAUGAUUCAUAUUCUGAACUGAAGCAGAAGUAGGUACAGUGUGUUACAGGUUUCUUUUAGUUCUAUAGCGGCUACUGUAGAGGGUAAAGAUAUUUAUGUUUUUCCCAAAGCUUUUUUAGGAUUUGAUUUUAUUUUUUAUUAAGUAGAAUUAUUUAUAGUUUCUGAAAUGGCUGCUCUUCUCAUUUGAUAACUUUUAUCCUUUUGUGUAAAACACUAAUAUAAUGAGUCUCUGUGAAAACUAUUUAAGCUUUAUUCUGUGAAUUUUAAUUAUAAAUUCAAGGCAAUAACUUCUAAAGGCAAGGCAAUUCAAGGCAAUAACUUCUAAAUCUGUAUGCAAAAUUGGAUUCUUAAUAUGAUUUAAGUAGGGAAAAGACGAGUAUUUCUAGUCUGUAAUAUAUUACAAUCAGUCAUUUAGAGCUAUAUAUUCUAUAUUUUACUGAGGAAUGAGCAGUUAAGAGUGAAAAGGCUGGAGUUAAUUCUUCAGCAGCCUUACUGUGGGCAAGAAGCUUGAUCUGUUUGGUGCUGCUGUGUGUCCAGCAUCUUGUCUAGAGUGCAGCUGGGCUUGUGCCCAGCCUGAGCCCUGGGGCUCUGUCGCUGUGUCUUAGACUGUGCCUAAGUACAGGCUGUGGUCAGUGAUGUGCCGGGUUUGAGCUGGGGCAGAGAUCACCAUCUGAGGUUACUCUUCAAAGCAAGCAUUGGAAGCUCGCAGUACGGAGGAAAUAACUUUGUUCUGGGGGCUGGCUGCACUGCAGAGUGCCCCACGGUGCUGUGCCGAGUACCUGCCUCUCAGGAAGGCUGGCUUUGGCAUCUCCUAGCUGGGAGCACUGAGCUUUAUAGAUGGCUAACGCUGAAACUCCUGUGGUGGGUCCUUAAUAUAUGGUCUACAUAGCUCCUACCUCUACUGAGAGUUAGAGAAAUUCCCCCAGCACUCCUAGGGUGAGGGUAACGUGCGCAUCCAACUCUUCUGUUUCAGGAAGGCAUUACAGAACUGCUUUAUGUGAGUCCUGUCCUACUGCAGCUCUCUGAAUCUGGUGUGGGUUAAGGCAAAGUCUGAUUGUGGCUCCUUAAACUGUGUAACUGGGUAGGCAGCACAAAACCAGAGGGUUGCAAAGGCUGUUCAGAAAUCUCAUCGACUCC